AUGGAGGCGUCGACCCAACGAGGAAGGCACGACUGGGCCCAGGAAAGAGACACGCUGAACCUGACCUUCGCCCUCCGCGGCGGGAGGCGAGGCGGCAUCGCCAGGACAGCCGAAGUCUUCGAGAUGUUUGAAGCUAAAAUCAAUCACCUUGAAACUAGACCAGCUAGAAUGUCAAAACACACUGCAGAGGACCUCGAUUGUUUUGUGAGAUGUGAAGUUCUGACCUGCAAGAUCAGCAGCCUCAUUAAUUCCUUAAAGAGGGUGGCAGAAGAUGUUAAAACUAACAGAGAAGAAAAGGCCCCAUGGUUCCCAAAGAAAAUACGAGACCUUGACAAGUGCCAUCACCUGAUCACCAAAUAUGACCCUGAUUUGGAUCAUGACCAUCCGGGGUACACAGACCCAGAAUACCGGAAGCGGAGGGCCUUUUUUGCUGACCUGGCCUUUAACUUCAGACAGGGUGACCCAUUACCAAGAGUUGAGUAUACUGCCCAAGAAACUGCUACAUGGAAAGAAAUCUAUCAGAAGCUUAGCAGUCUGUACCCCACCCAUGCCUGUAAGCAGUACCUGGGUGCCUUCUAUCAGCUUGAAAAAUACUGUGGAUACCAAGCAGACCAUAUCCCACAACUAGAAGAUGUGUCUGUGUUUUUAACAGAAAGAACAGGCUUUAAACUGAGACCAGCUGCAGGGCUUCUGUCGGCUCGUGAUUUCCUUGCCAGCCUGGCAUUCCGCGUCUUUCAGAGUACGCAGUACAUAAGGCACUCAUCGUCUCCAAUGCAUUCCCCAGAACCUGAUUGCUGUCAUGAACUGCUGGGCCAUGUUCCUAUGUUGGCUGACAAAGAAUUUGCCCAAUUCUCACAGGAUAUUGGACUGGCUUCUCUUGGAGCAUCAGAUGAAGAUAUAGAAAAACUGUCAACACUGUAUUGGUUUACAGUGGAAUUUGGUCUCUGUAAACAAAAUGGAUCCAUCAGAGCCUAUGGGGCAGGUCUCCUUUCCUCCUAUGGGGAGCUGAUGGUGAGUUUAAAUAGUUGA
Varanus komodoensis (Komodo dragon) is the source of this 1029-nucleotide messenger RNA. Its product is annotated as tyrosine 3-monooxygenase-like. The record is from RefSeq and is a predicted model, not a curated record. The transcript has 10 exons. Gene Ontology annotation, biological process: dopamine biosynthetic process from tyrosine. Gene Ontology annotation, molecular function: iron ion binding; tyrosine 3-monooxygenase activity. Gene Ontology annotation, cellular component: axon; perikaryon; cytoplasm. The coding region runs from base 1 to 1029 and encodes 342 amino acids. NCBI's taxonomy places the organism in Eukaryota, Metazoa, Chordata, Lepidosauria, Squamata, Varanidae.